Messenger RNA from Mizuhopecten yessoensis (Yesso scallop), 5999 nucleotides. RefSeq lists its product as uncharacterized. NCBI's taxonomy places the organism in Eukaryota, Metazoa, Mollusca, Bivalvia, Pectinida, Pectinidae. The coding region runs from base 198 to 3143 and encodes 981 amino acids. The transcript has a single exon. The record is from RefSeq and is a predicted model, not a curated record. Gene Ontology annotation, biological process: regulation of transcription by RNA polymerase II. Gene Ontology annotation, molecular function: DNA-binding transcription factor activity; RNA polymerase II cis-regulatory region sequence-specific DNA binding.
CAAUCCUUUCCUUUUUCAUUCAUUCAUAUCUUUAUAGCAUAAAAGUAUGACGUGGUUAUCUCUCUUGUUGUGGUACUCUCUUUCAGCGCAUCAUAAGGUAUCAACUUCCGGUUGGCAAAAAUGGAUGAAAUUUCUUUGGAAAAUCUUGUAAAAAGUCAACUGUUCAAGGUAAUCCAAUGAUGCAUAUUUAAAUCAACAUGGAUAUGUCGAUGCAUAGAGUAAUGAAAAAAGUAUUUGCACAUACCUCAGCCGAGCUAUCGUCAGAUUUCCUAAAGAAUUUUGACGAUGUUUCCACACCAUUGUCAAAUGUUCAGCUCACAGAAAUCAGUCGGGAAGCAGGCGUUGACCUACAUGAAGACGGUGGUAAAUUUAGCAUGGUAGGGGAUUGGAACUCAAUGGUGUCGGCGUAUAAACUCCUGAUAGAGCUACUUAAUUCCGUAUAUGGUAUUCCACCGGUAUCCACCUCAUUGGAUUACGAAGACGGUCUUGUAGAGUCGACGUAUUCGAAUCAGACUCCAGAAAAUGUUUCCACGAACAGCACUAGUAAACAACCAGCAACUAAAUGUGAGGGUAAACAACAGAACAAGCGAUCAGAGCAAACACUGAAGCCAUCUGCAGGGAAGAGUAAAGUCCCAGAGCCAAUCGUGUUGACCUUUUCAUCCAAAGACUUCAUGGUUGACGAUCCAAAUACAGAAAGUGAGAAAGUGUCGGAUACAGAUCCUAUGUAUGAUGGGGAAACAGAAGAUGAGGAAGGAGAAAACUCAUCGCCUCCAGAAAACACUUUGAAUAGUAGUGGGGAUGAUGAUAAAGACAAUAUUAAUCUUGAUUUAGACAAGGACAAUACAACUAUAAAUUAUAUUCAUAAGAAACAACAGGCAAAUCGUGAAGUUGCCAGUAAAAACAAAGACAUAAAACCUGUGUUUGAUAAACCUGAACAAACAGUUACCAGAACAAAAACCAAACAAACUCUUCGUGUUGACAAUAUAGCUAAGAAAAUUAGUAAAUUAACACCACCAAAAAAGAAACAUAAAAGGAAAGGCGUUCCAGUGAAAUUACUCAAAACAAGUCCUAAAAAAGAUGACAUUGAAAAUAUGUGUGGAAAAUCUGUUGAAAUAAAGCAAGAGGAAGGAGAUGAUGGUCCCAAGGAGACAGUGGAAAUAUCAGACAUAUCUGAAGGGGUUGAUGAUGAUGCCGAUGGCGUGCAGGAGACAGAAUUUGAUGAUGUGGAUGAUGAAGAAGAGGCUGAUGAUGAGGAAAAAUUAGAGGAAAAGCAGGAUGCAAACGAUCAAGAAUGGCUUCCUGAUAAAACCUUUAAUGAUAAAGCUGAUGGCUUAAAAAUAAAAUUUGAAAGGAAAGCUGGCAAAAGACAAACAAGAAAAACAAGAGCAGGACAAAUAAAGAAAUCCAGAGGGAAGAGGUCCCAAAAUGUGGGGAAAGCAUGUGAUUACCCGUGUCCCUCCUGUUCUUAUGUAGCAAAGAAAAGAAGUCAGCUAGGCGAACACUAUAGGAGAAACCACAGAAUGAAAAAAUGGAAAUGUGAGCAUUGUGAUAGAACAUUUGGUAUUCAUAAAGACUUGAAACGACAUGUGUUGACCCACGUUGAACCUCAACACUGCUGUGACACAUGUGGUAAGAUGUACAAAUCGCUUCGAACAUUCAUCAAACAUAAGAAAGUUCAUGAAGAUGAUUAUGAAAAGCCUGAAUAUCCAUGUGAUCAGUGUGAUAAAAGAUUCAGUACUAAAUACGUACUAAACUACCACAUCAAGGCUGAGCACAUGGGCAUAAGAAAAAGCUUCCUGUGUCCAACAUGUGGCAAAAGUUUCACUCAGAAAAACUCUUACAUUCAACAUGCAAAUGUACAUAUGGGUCUAAGACCUCAUAUUUGUAAGGUGUGCAACAAGUCGUUCGCCUAUGAAAAGUCUUUAAAGGAACACAAAUAUACCCAUGAUGAGGUAAAAAGAUUCAAAUGUGUAGUUUGUGACAAACUCUUCCGACAAUCUUCAGCCCUUGCCAUUCACAUGAAAGUACACAAAGGAGGAAAGGAUCAUUUGUGUGGAGUUUGCGGUAAAGGUUUCACACAAAAACAGGCUUUGUAUAGACAUGAAAGAAUUCACAAUGGUGAUAAACCAUUUUCUUGUGGUCUCUGUGCAAGAAAAUUCAGUGACACUUCUAUAAUUAGACGCCAUAUGAUCUUGGUCCACAAGAAAGAUCCAAAGAGGUGGAGAGAGGGUGUUAUAUCAGACCUGAAGGGAAAGGAAGGCUACUUUAUUGAGAGUUUUGAUGGCACAGUUAGGAGAGGGGGUAGGCCUAUUAUGACUGGUGGGCCAGAUCCACCAACUGACUUAGAAAACCAGGAUAAGGACCUGUCUAAUGAACAAACUAUCCCUAACAACACAGAAAUUCAGACACCGGAGAUGAUGUCUAGCCCGGAGUCUGAUAGUAGGGCAGUGUUUAGUAACAUAGUGGAACGAAUCAUUGGUGCUUCUAGUGAACAUCUAACUGGACAAAGUUCAGAAAAAUUGGAUCAUCAUUUAGAGGGUGUUGAUUCAACAUCAGAACCAGUUGACAAUUAUCUGUCCCAUCAAGAUCAGCAGCAACAGCAGCCAUUACCACCUGUGACAACGGUACGACCCCUGUCGAGGACACUAGAUCAGGUGACAGCUGCUGCUUCAGCCCAUGGACUUUCACCUCAGGAUGAACAAAUGGCAGCUGCAACUGCUGAAUAUCUACGUAAACAAGCUCUUCUCCAAGCAGUGAGUUCCAUGCAUCAUCAGGAGCAUGUUCAGACUCCGAAUCCAGGACAAUCUCAAGGACAAAGUCAUACAACAAUGCACCUGCCCCACCUGCCCUACACUGUAGAUCCUACAACUGCAGGCAUUGAUCAAGUGACCCUUUUGCCACCUCAGUCUGCAGCCUAUAUGUCUGGUGCUGGCCCUGACGGUUACUCCGACCUGCGGAGAAAAGACAGUCGUGAUGGUCAAAGUUCAGACCACACCUUCACAGACAUGCAGCAACAGGUGCACGACUCCAACCAGAGACCGUAUGAUAAUAAAACCCCCGGGCAGUGGACGGUGCCUCCAUUUCCUUACCUGUACAUGCACCAGAACUAUAACCCUCUUCAGUACCAAAAUCCAAACCAGUGAUGAACAGUGCAGAUAUUGGAUACUUUCUUUAUAAUUAGUGGUCAGUGGUAAAAAUCAAACAAUUCAAUAUCCAUUAUGAUAGCCAAAAUCAAUAUAUAUAUAUACAAUAUGUACAAAUUAUGUGCUCUGGUCUUCAAGUUGCAAUCUUAAAAGAUAUCAUAGAUACCUUUUAUAUUGAAUUUCAGAAGUUGUCAUUUGGUAUUUUAUAGUUAUUGGAUAAUUAAGAACAGAUUAAAAUCACAAGGUUUAUAGGUCUAGUCCAAAUAUAUAAAACAUACAGUAUUUAACUAUUUUUUAACAAUGAAAAUGUCUGAUUAAAAAUACCACACAAAUGCAAUUUUUUCACAUGUCUUAUAAUAAAAUACAAUGUCUGGAAAAGGAUUUUGGUUACUAUAGAUAUUUUAUUUCAUCAAACCAAAUCACUAAGGAUAUAUUUUGCUGGUUUUUGAUGGGAAAAAAAGCAUUUUUUUGGUAGAGUGUUGAAGAACAACUGUAAGCAAUACCGGCCCAAUCAAUUGUGAUGAUAUAUUAAACAGGAUUUCUGGUAUGAUAUAAAAAUGUUUUUUUGUUUGUUUUUGUUUUGCCACUUUUGGUAAGGGUCAGUUAUUUGAAGGAGAGGUUAAUAAGAAAACGUCAUAUAUCCAAUAUCUAGAUCUGUGAACUGGUGUACCACUUAAAAGCUUUGUGACAUUCGAAAAUAUUUUGCCAUAUUUAUAUGAAUGAUACGGUACCUGUGUAGUAAGUUGCAUUAUUUUCUAUAAAUAAUAUGCUAGUUAUUUUAUCAUAUCAAUAUGCAAGCUUUUGAGGGGAAUUGUUUUUUUUGUUUUUUGCUAUUUGCCUUUUUUAGCAUUAUAAUUUUUCAUCGUGUGAAAUUGCAUGUGGCUAUACUGUAUUAGUAAAAAAAAAUCCAUCACAAUACAAUGAAAAUCCUCCAUUUGUGGUUAAUAACUUGUAUGCAUUGAAAAUAGCAAUAGAAAAUGUGUUGCAAAAUUGAUUAUUUUCUGAUGAUUCCUGUUAUUUGUACUCUAUCUAUGUUUGUAUAUUAUUUUUCAGUCAAUAUAUAUGGAAUUUAAACCCGUUCUACAAUUCUUAAUUUGUAACAUUGACCAGUGCAAUACCUUCCUCUUUCCUUUGUAAGACAUAAAUUAUUUAAUAAGUUCUGUUGUAUUUAUGUAACUUGGAUGAAUUUAAUAAAAGAUUAUUAUGAAGAAAUUCAUAUGAGAACUAAUGUGGAUGUCACAAAAAAUUUAAUUACUUUGUUUUUAACUACAAUUUAUAAAUGAGACAACUGUUUUUGAAGAAAUACUGUGUUAUUAGCCCCCCCAUCGGUUCCCAGGGUUUGCACUCUGUCCGUCCGACCUCCCAUCUUUUGUCCUGUGCAUAUCUUCUAUACUAUUUCACUUGGAGUAACUAGAUUUGGUGUACAAGGACAUCCUUGGAUGGUGGAUUGUAGAGUGCAAGAAUUGGGUCACUGUCACCUUAUGACUUGACCUUUGACCUUAACGUUUGAAAAAGUGUGUCCGGGCAUAUCUUCUGUACUAUUUCACCUGGAGUAACCAGAUUUGCUGUACAAGGACACCUUUGGAUGGCGGAGUGCAGAGUGCAAGAAUUAGGUCACUGUGACCUAUGACUUGACCUUUGACAUCUACUUUUGAAAAAGUUUGUCUGGGACAUAUUUUCUACACUUUUCACCUGAAGUAACCAGAUUAGGUGUACAAGGACAUCUUGGUAUAGUGGAUUGCAAGAAGUAUGUAUUUUCAGGAUAUUUUCCUAACAGGAGGUACAUCCAGACAUAAGUGUACUGUUUGUUAAAUAAAGAAAUCAUUACUGGUGGGGGACUAUGGAUUGCUUUGCAAUACUUUUCCUUGUUGAUCAAAGAAGUGCCUUGAUCUUUAACAAGCUCUACCCAACAUCUACAUUUGUUUGAUCAUGGAUGAUAAUUACCUAUGUGUAGACGUUUCUGUUAUAAUACCAUACAUACCUGGUAAUUAUCAAAUAAGGAGGUCAAUUUAUGUAUAUGUACUUUUUAGAAUUGUUUAAUAUCUAGAAUCUCACUUUGGGUCUGUUUAUGGAUUCCAAAAGAUUGAACAAAUCUUAUUGAAGUUUAACUGGUUACAUAUCUGAUGGUAUAUUUCUGAGAGUUCUGCUUAAAGACAUUUGACCACAAAUCAUAGCUAUCAUGAUUUACCUAAAAAAAAAUAAGUACAAAAUUUUGGAGACAUGAUUUAUGAGAUUUGUGAAAUUUCACACCUGUUGCUCUAGCUAGCUUGCAGGGCAAGAGUGUAAAUGUUUGUCAUUCAAGUUCUUUUCCAUUCACUCAAGAAAAUGUUACGUCCUAGCCAAGUGUUUAAGAUAUUUUUGUUAUUAGAUAUGAGUCUAUUGUAUGCUAAUGUUUGUGCCAUUAUUCAAAAUUUAGGUUUAAAGUGAACAACUAUGGAUUAUGAAACUGUCAUAAGUUAAUCUGUACAAGUCUGCAACUAGAAAUUCUAUCAUAAUAUUGCAGUAGUUUUAUUGGAUGCAAUACCAAUUUUCAUAAAAUGUUUCUAGAUAUUAUCUAUCUAGAUAUUUAAGUGUGAAAUCCAGUUGUAACAAAUGAGAAUUUUACCAAAGUCUGAAUUGAUUUGAUUGGUUACACAUCCCUGACUGGCCAAUGAUAUAACGAAAUUGUAUACAUUCAUGAGCCAUUGAACUUAUUAAAGGUGUUGCUGCAUGUUUUUUAAGAUAUUAAAUUCCAUUGCCUAUCAUUGCAAUAUUUGUUUUUGUAUAUUUUCCUCCUCCAGAAUGACCUUUAGCUCUACAUGGAUGAUUAAAUUGCUGCUCCAUUUUAUGAUCAAUUUUAUGGAAUUUUGUAUUUGC